GUUUCACAAUCGUUGUAAAAUAAAUAUAUUUAAACUAAACUAAUAAGGAAGUGUUGUAUUAUUAUUAUUUAACUGUGUUUAUGUGGGAUAACAAGGAGGAUGGGUUUGAGCUCUCAAACAACAGUGUGAAUCGAAUUGGUCCUUAAGCGAAGGCUGCUUUAAUCGAUGCAAACCUGGUUACUUUGGCAAUUAUUGCGAGGAAAAAUGUUCAGAAAAAUGUAUGAAUGGGACAUGUAAUAGCUCAAGUGGAAUAUGUCAGGACUGUAACCCUGGUUACUUUGGCAAGUACUGCGAACAAAUUUGUUCAGAAGAAUGUUUGAAUGGGAUAUGUAAUAGCACAAGUGGAAUUUGUAAGGACUGUAAACGCACGUAUUUAGAAAGUUGUUCGCUAAGAUGUAGUCAAGGAUGUCGCCAAAGAAACGGUUUCCCGCAAUGUAACAGACAAAGUGGUAAAUGCUUGCACGGCUGUACUCCUUGGUGGAGUGGUAGAUUCUGUUGGGGAUGAGAGCAGUUUGCAAACGACGACUACUGAAUCGACCGAUAAAGAUAUUGGCAACUUCUUUAAGACUACUGAAUUGGCCGAUAAAGAAAGCUUGAACUCCUUAAAGACAACUAUGAUAGUCAUAUCAGCUAUUCUCACUGUCAUUGUUGUUGUUGUCGGGAGUGUCAGCUUGGUAUUGGCUCGAAAAGGGUUUAUCCGUCAGCAGAAUGAUCGCAUGGAACAAGGCAGAGUAUUUCCAGAUGGCGUCACACCAAAGCAACAACCAUCCGGGUCUCGGAGACCUCAAAGCUCAAAAGUGUAUGCCGACAUCAACGAAGAAACAAUGGAAUAUUAUCAUCACAUAUGUGAGCGAAACUCACCAGAUAAUAAUGACGAAAUCAACGUCACAAAUGACCCGGAUAUCGAAAUCAUGCCUUCAGAAGAUUUUACGGACGAAAGUGAAUCUCGACGGAUCGUAACAAAAUCUGAGGACAAAGAUGAUCUUGACAGUACUGAAGAAACGGGGCGGAGCGUCACACAAUUUAAUGGUGAUCUUGAUCACGUGUGUAAGUCAGACAGUACGAGCGGAGUAAAUCCCAAACGUAGCGAACUUGUGAGCAUGAACGAUGUUUUGGACCUUAAAACACAUUGCCAAAUAAACAUGGCCGAAAACAGGCAAAUGAAAGCUGCUAAAUGUUGCAACGAGGGAGGAAAUAUAUUUGUUGAUUUAGGACAAUUUCAAGUGGAUUAUAUUCAUGCUAUUGCGAGUGAAGAAUGUGAACUGCUUGAUAAUAAAAAUAGAUCAUCAAACUGUACGUCUUCACUAUAA
Mya arenaria is the source of this 1310-nucleotide messenger RNA. RefSeq lists its product as uncharacterized. Lineage: Eukaryota; Metazoa; Mollusca; Bivalvia; Myida; Myidae. Bases 615 to 1310 code for a protein of 231 amino acids. The transcript is spliced from 5 exons. The record is from RefSeq and is a predicted model, not a curated record.